CGCUCUCGACCCCUCUCUUCCUCUCUCCAGUCAAAAGCCAACCGCACCUACCCCAAAUCUUUCCAUCUCGAAUCUCUAGUUCCCCUGCUUUGGAGCUGCCCCCCUCCCCCACCGCUGUGUGCCCUUUCAGACCCGCUGGGCACGAACCUUGGUCAGAGGAAGGGAAAGGGCUAUCGGUGGCGGCUCUCAGGACUGUGGCAUCAGUGUAUUGGGUCUCGGCGGGCAGCGCGCUAAACACCUCGCGUCUCUGGCAGGCCAGAACCCCAAAGCCCUUCCCCACUGGGCGCUUUGGUUUCCUCUGGAAAUGGGCUUUCUACCUCAACCUGGGCUCCCUCGGGCCUAUGGUGCCAACUCACGACAGUGCGUUGGAGAAGAUGAGGCUGGUCAGGAAAAGAGUCAGGCACUCCACGAGCACGGCGGCAGGCAUGGAGCAGAGCGAGGGCACCAUCCAGGUGCAAGGCCAGAGUCUCUUCUUCCGAGAGGCACGGCCGGUCAGUGGGCAGGCUCAUUUCUCUGUGCUGUUGUUGCAUGGUAUCCGCUUCUCCUCCGAGACCUGGCAGAACCUGGGUACGCUGCACAGGCUGGCCCAGGCUGGUUACCGGGCUGUGGCCAUUGACCUACCAGGUACUUCAGGGGCAGGCUUCUGGGCAGGAGUUGGGGCAUCUGGGAAGAUAUAGCCAGGCUGGGCCCAGAGCUUCUCCAGUCUUGAUCCUGAUGUGGUCUGGAUACUGCCCAGUUGCUCCUCGCUGUUACCAGGCAGUGCCUCAGUGUCUCUGAGCCUGUUUACUCAACUAUAAUGGAAGUUAACCACACUCAUGUUUGGGGCAGGCUCUAGUAAGAAUGGAAUGAGAUUAUCCAAUGAGUGGGAGUUAAGUAGCUAGUACCUGAUACAUAGUAAUUGAUGACUGGCCAAUUGGAAGUAAAAUAUUUUCACUAAGCUAUAACCACAGGUUGUUGGAGCUCUGAGUAGUAAGACCUGAGUCUCCUCGGGGCAGGGCCUGGUCAGGGGCCAGGCCCCCAGUUGUGAUUCCACAUGCAAAUCCCAGAUCUAUCUCUGGGGGAUAUAAGGGCAGCCCUCAGACCACCUGUUAUAAUAACUAGGACUGCCUGUUAUAACAAGGACUGCUGGGUCCCAGCUGUUAGUGGAAGGGACAGGGCAGCAUGGUUGAUCUGAACCUCUCACUGGCCAGACUGGUAUGGUUUCAGAGGUCAAGGGCAGGCCUCCAGCUUGGGCAGGACUCCUUAUGACAGUGGGUUGGGCUGAGCUUUAGGGUAAAGGUCUUGAGCUAAUCUUGUUGAUGAAGGUGGCGGGUAGAUAUCAGUGUAGAACUGGGCCUUGAGCCACUGUUUUUGAGAAACCCACCCUGUGCUGAUCCAGGGCCAAAUGCCUUUUAAGCACAGCAGUCUUAACUGGCAGAUAAUUUUGUUAUUCCCUUUUUUUUUUUGAGGCAGAGUUUCACUUUGUUGCCCUUGGUAGAGGGCCGU
Molecule: messenger RNA, 1485 nt
Organism: Otolemur garnettii (small-eared galago)
Lineage: Eukaryota; Metazoa; Chordata; Mammalia; Primates; Galagidae
Gene: ABHD14B
Product: abhydrolase domain containing 14B
Exons: 2
Coding region: 342-677 (111 amino acids)
Cellular component (GO): cytoplasm
Source: RefSeq, a predicted model, not a curated record